Oreochromis aureus is the source of this 465-nucleotide messenger RNA. Its product is annotated as interferon a3-like. The record is from RefSeq and is a predicted model, not a curated record. Gene Ontology annotation, molecular function: cytokine receptor binding. The transcript has 4 exons. Bases 1 to 465 code for a protein of 154 amino acids. Gene Ontology annotation, biological process: response to exogenous dsRNA; defense response. Gene Ontology annotation, cellular component: extracellular region. NCBI's taxonomy places the organism in Eukaryota, Metazoa, Chordata, Actinopteri, Cichliformes, Cichlidae.
AUGAUCAGCAGGAUUUUCAUCGCUUGCCUGUUUCUCGGGAUGUACAGUAUGGGCUCCUCGCUAAGUUGCAAAUGGAUUGUAAAACAUCCAGACAACAAAAUGAGUCAAUUCAGUCUGUACAACGAAAUAGCUUUAGGUCGACUUCAUAUGAUGACUACUAACACCACUAAGGAUGCUGAAAUUGAGCACAACGUAGCUUUCCCUAAUCGACUGUAUCGCCAGACGUCCAAAGCAACAGCUGAGGAUAAACUGGCUUUCACAAUUCAGAUUCUGAAUGACCUGUUUGCCCUGUUUAAGAAGAAUCGCAGCUCUGCACCAUGGGAGGAGAACACAGUGGAGAACUUUCUCAAUAUUGUCCACAAACAGACUGAAGAGCUUCGCUCCUGUAUUGGAAGCCACAGCAAUACGACACAGAAGGGGCAACAGCUGUCUUUUAGGAGAGAAAUGUAUUUCAGAGACUCUUAA